AUGGACAAGCAGUUUACUAAAUUCCUGGAAGUAUUCAAGAAACUACACAUCAACAUUGCAUUUGCGGAGGCCUUAGAGCAAAUGUUGAGCUAUGUCAAGUUCAUGAAGGACAUCUUGUCCAAGAAGAGGAAGAUGGACGAUUUUGAAACUUUGGCAUUGACAGAAGAGUGUAGUGCUAUACUGCAAAAGAAGCUCCCUCCUAAACUGAGAGAUCCUGGGAGUUUCACAAUACCAUGCACUAUUGGGAGAAUUGAGGGAAUAAAUGCUCUUUGUGAUUUGGGGGCUACCAUCAACUUGAUGCCAUUGUCAGUUUUCAAGAGAUUGCAACUUGGAGAAGCCAAGCCCACAACUGUAACUUUGCAACUAGCUGAUCGUUCGUUGGCACAUCCAAGAAGGGUAAUUGAAGAUGUCUUAGUCAAAGUAGACAAGUUUAUUUUUCCUACCGAUUUCAUAGUUCUUGACAUGGAAGAGGAUAGAAAUGUUCCCAUUAUCCUUGGGAGACCCUUCUUGGCAACAGGCCAAGCACUCAUAGAUGUUCAAAAGGGUGAGUUAAAGUUGAGAGUGCAAGGAGAAGAAGUUGUAUUCAAUGUGCUCAAGGCCAUGACCUAUCCAGAAGCUAGUGACAAUUGA
Messenger RNA from Humulus lupulus (European hop), 630 nucleotides. RefSeq lists its product as uncharacterized. NCBI's taxonomy places the organism in Eukaryota, Viridiplantae, Streptophyta, Magnoliopsida, Rosales, Cannabaceae. The transcript has a single exon. The coding region runs from base 1 to 630 and encodes 209 amino acids. The record is from RefSeq and is a predicted model, not a curated record.